This is a messenger RNA of Penicillium angulare, 1614 nucleotides long. Its product is annotated as F-box domain protein. NCBI's taxonomy places the organism in Eukaryota, Fungi, Ascomycota, Eurotiomycetes, Eurotiales, Aspergillaceae. The transcript is spliced from 2 exons. Gene Ontology annotation, molecular function: protein binding. The coding region runs from base 1 to 1614 and encodes 537 amino acids. The record is from RefSeq and is a predicted model, not a curated record.
AUGGGUCUUCUCGACAAAAUAAAGGCCAGUCCCCGUCGUAGUCGACGCAGCGCAACACCCGCGACCGAACCACCGACCCCGCCCCGCUCCACAGGCCACGAUGCUACUAGCAAGCUACCACAUCCCGUUCUCGUCCGCAUCUUCAGCUAUGUGUGCCCUCAUACACUCGACUAUUCCUACGAUACCUCUGAAGAUUCUAUGAACGAUGGCUGUAUGCUAUGUGAUAUGCGCGACCUUGCCCACUGCACUUUGGUCUGCAGGCGAUGGUUCGCGGCGUCACAGGCGCUUCUGUAUAAGAACGUCCGAAUCGACCCGGUACACUAUUGCGAACGCGAAAUCACACUAGCUGCGAAACGAAAGCGCCGUUCCUUCUUCGAUCGCAACGGAGACCCAGUCGACGUGCCUCAACUUCGUCUUGAGCUAUUCAUGCGAAGCGUCCGUGAAUCGCACGACCUAGGCAAAAUAGUCCUAUCCCUCCGAAUGCCAUACAUGACCCGCGAAGCGAACAAAACCAACAUCGCCCGGACCAUCUCGGUGCUUCCCCAACUUCGCUAUGUCGAUCUCCCGACCGGGCUAUUCAGUGACGAAUCGUCAUGUACAACUCUCAAGCAAGAAUUAAUCGCAUCCUGUCCCGAUCUAAGACGAAUGAGCUACCGACGCGGCGCUGAAGGAAGCUUUGCGCGAUUACCCGAAGCACCACAAUGGGUGAAUUUAGAGAAAUUGGAGAUAACAGGUCUGCGGAUUGAAGAAUCAACGCUUCGAAAUGGGUUAGCUGCAUUCAGAAAUCUUCGAGAUCUGACAUUGGAAGAUCUCCCAUGGCUUGAGGACUCUGCUUUCGCAGCUAAUACCACUUGGCCUUUGUUUCCUCCUCUCGAGAAGCUCACCAUCCGAGAUACUCCGCAAUUAACAGCAACUGGACUCGUUUCGUUUCUAUCUCCGCAAAGGAACCGUCUAGCUUUACAAGAAUUAACAAUUUCAUCAACAGGCGUGCUUCCAUCAACGCUACAUCGGAUCCUAGCAGCCGCCCCAGGCCUGUCGCAUCUAUCCAUCAUCCAAGAGGUAUCGCGCUCUUUUCCUCAAGAACAGAUCGCGCCUAUGAAAUCGCAGUCCCUAAAACUUUUACACUACGAAAUCACAUCCGAAUCAGAUACACCGGGCUUACCUCCGGUCGCAAGUUCAUACUACACAUACCUCAUUUCAUCUCUGAUGUCUCAAUGUUUACCAAGACUCCGUGAUCUAUAUGUCCGCGACGCCCAAUUCCCAGAUACCCUGCUACUUACACCUCCACCACGGCUUUUCGGUGGCGGCGAGGAUGGUCCACAGUUGAGAGGUGGUCUUAUGCAGCCAUUGAAUGUGUAUAGUAAAGGUCUCGACGAGCUAGAGUGGAACUUUACUCCCUACGAGCCGAACCCUGCUCUUGGUCAGAGUGGUACAAGGACACGCCCGGUUAGCUUCCAGGAAGCGCAAUUGAGUCGGUCUUGGGGUGGUGAGGCGCGCAAGAGCGUGCUCGUUGGUAAUGGGUUCGGUGGGUAUCUUGCUGUGCCGGAGGAUGAUGAUCGGCCUAAGAGUAGUGGUGGAUCUAAACGAUCGAGUCGACAGGAUUUAUGGCGUUGA